UUCCCAAUUUAAAACUGGUGGUGAACUUUCACCGCGUAGCUGUCGUCCGUCUUUACUUCUAACCCUCUCCCCGUUCUCCAAUUCCCCCGCCCGUAGAUCUCGAUUCAGAAACUGUAGAUCUCUGAUUUGAUCGGAUCGUUCUUCUCAGGGCAUUCAUGGCGAAUUCCUACAGAGGCACCUUAUAUGGCGCCGGACCUUUACGAUCCAGAGAAGGCAUCAGCGCGAGAGCGGCCGGUGGUUCCGAUGAAAUACAGUUGCGGAUCGAUCCGGUGCAUGCCGAUUUGGACGAAGAGAUUGACGGUCUUCAUAGAAAGCUCACCCAAUUGAAAACCGUAGCUCAAGAGAUAGAGUCAGAGGCAAAGUUUCAAAACGACUUCGUAACUCAAUUGCAAAUGACACUGAUCAAAGCUCAAGCAGGGGUAAAGAACAACAUGAGAAGGUUGAACAAGAGCAUCAUCCAGCAGGGGUCGAACCAUGUCAUGCAUGUCAUCCUCUUUGCGCUCUUUUGUUUCUUCGUGGUCUACUUCUUGUCCAAAAUCUCCAGAAGAUGAUACAUGGCUAGGUGGGGGCAAAGAAGCUUCUGAAGCAGCCAAUUUGAUCAUUUAAGACAGCCACCCAAUAUUUGGUCCGACGCCGCAGCACGGGUUCCACUGUAAAGCCUUUUCCAACUGGAGCUACAUGAAGGUGUUGUCAGGAAAGAGCUUCUCUUGUUCCAUCUAAUACUGCAAUGACUGAGUAUUAUAAUGUAAUGUAUUGGAACACAUUGAUACGAACAAAGAUACUUGAGCUUAAACUUUCAUUGCCAGUUCUUAACUGUUGGAAUAUACAUUUGAUUCGAAUGAGUUUAAGAAUUUCAGAUUUUAGCUAGU
This is a messenger RNA of Magnolia sinica, 869 nucleotides long. RefSeq names its product bet1-like protein At4g14600. The coding region runs from base 156 to 551 and encodes 131 amino acids. The transcript has 4 exons. Lineage: Eukaryota; Viridiplantae; Streptophyta; Magnoliopsida; Magnoliales; Magnoliaceae. The record is from RefSeq and is a predicted model, not a curated record.